GUUUUGACGUUUGUCAUUAAAAAACGUCGCUGUUUUGCGGUAUCGAACAGCAAAAAUAUUUUUUAUUAACAGAAAACCUAAUAAACAAUCAACUAGACACCAUUGAUAUGUACUUACUUUCCACACAUUGAUUUAUUAAUAAGUUUCACUAGCUAUAAUAAUGAUAACGCUUAAUAGAAAAUUAAAAAAGGAACAUACGGAGCCCACGAACGGUAUUAAGGUGGAUACGAACAAAAGGAUAUCCGUUAGGGACAAGUUGUUAGUGAAAGAGGUUCAGGAGAUGGAGGAGAACCUCCCUGGGACAUGUUCUGUGCAGUUUGAGGACCCGAACGUGCUCAGUGAGUUCAUAUUGACAGUGGCCCCUGAUGAAGGUUUUUGGCAAGGGGGCAAGUUUAAAUUCAGUGUUUUUGUCACUGAAGACUAUAAUAUGGCACCUCCAAAAGUGAAAUGUCUAACUCGGUUGUGGCACCCGAACAUAAAUGUGGAUGGAGACAUCUGCUUGUCCCUGCUGCGGCAGACUUCGAUUGACGAACACGGCUGGGCGCCCACUCGGAGACUCAAGGAUGUGGUGUGGGGCCUCAACUCUUUAUUUACUGAUCUCCUAAACUUUGAAGACCCUCUCAACAUCGAAGCGGCCGAGAUGUACAAGCAAAACAAAAUCGAGUUCCAAGCGAAAGUUCAGGAGUACAUAUCAGGAGCUAAAGGCAAGAGAUGAAAUUCGGUUUCACCGUACAGCGUCCUUAGGAAUCUUUGUACAUUAUUCAUCGUUUUUAUCUACCAUUAUUUUGUAGGUAAAUAUUUAAUACUCCAAAAGUGAUAAAUCUAUAUUUAAAUAAUUCACAUUUAUAAUAAUGAUGGUGUUUUUUUGUAGCUGUGAUUUUAUAUGGUUGUGUUUAUUUGGUUUGGUUUAAUUCAAUUUAGAUUUACGUAGGCAAUUAUUUUGGACUAUCAAAAGUAAUUUAAAUUCGAACAAUAAUAAUAUGACGCCGUAAUUUUAAUAACCAAUUGACGACCGUUUGUCAUAUCGCGUAUCACACACACGCCAACAUAAUUGAUACAAUCAUGCUAGAGUUAAACCAAGAAAAGUCUGCAGAGAUUUUGACAGCACACGCAGUGCAGGUAUUAUUUUAAACGUCAAACUUCUAUGAAAUUAUGACGUAUAAAAUAACACUGGCACUGUGCAGUCAAAAUCUCUGCACAGACUCUUCUUGGUCUAACUUUAACAAAUGUAAACCUUACCUACUUGGGCUACUUGGGCAUUAUACUUUGACAGGCAUCAUAUUUAUUUUAAACGUUCUUGGAAUUGUGAGCUCUUCUCAUUCACCUCUAGUCAUUCAAAGGAUUUGAUAAUUAUACCGAAUUAUCGUUUAUAUCAGACUUAUUUGACCAUAAUUAUUGUAAUAAGUGUAUGUAUAUAUUUUUUACUUGUUUACAAAUUUUAACUUUUCACAUAAAGCACGAACAAUUUCGUACAUUGACCCCGCCUAUUUCUAUCUCUCUCGAACGUGCAUAAUUUUAUUGCUGUGCCACUGUGCGAGCGGGACAGCAAUAUAAUUAAGCGUGUGCGAUAGAGAUAGGAAAUGGCGCGAAAUUUUCCGUGCUUAUGCUCUGGUUUCCUAGGAUAGCGGUGCCGUCAUAUAGCGGCCGUCUCCAUACAAAUACUACGACAUCCAUAUUUAGCCGUAUUAUUUAGUAUGGAGACGGCCGCUAUAUGACGGCACCGCUAUCCUAGGA
Cydia splendana is the source of this 1734-nucleotide messenger RNA. Its product is annotated as NEDD8-conjugating enzyme UBE2F-like. The record is from RefSeq and is a predicted model, not a curated record. Bases 161 to 715 code for a protein of 184 amino acids. Lineage: Eukaryota; Metazoa; Arthropoda; Insecta; Lepidoptera; Tortricidae. The transcript is spliced from 3 exons.